This is a messenger RNA of Neoarius graeffei (lesser salmon catfish), 5012 nucleotides long. RefSeq names its product zinc finger, ZZ-type containing 3 (gene zzz3). The coding region runs from base 2663 to 3895 and encodes 410 amino acids. Gene Ontology annotation, molecular function: zinc ion binding. The record is from RefSeq and is a predicted model, not a curated record. The transcript is spliced from 11 exons. Lineage: Eukaryota; Metazoa; Chordata; Actinopteri; Siluriformes; Ariidae.
AGAUUAUGUACUUUUAAACACAUUUCAUGAAGGGAAUUUGUUUGUCAAAUGUAGCAUAAUUUCAAAUAAUAAUGAUAAGCGUAUUUGGCAGUGUGAUGUCACGGUGAGCCUUUAACAAAAGAAUAAUCCGGAGCCGCCUUUUGUUAAAUGGAUCCCGGUGAUUUCGGAUCACACUGCCAAAAAUGCUUGAUUAUUAUUUGGACAACUUGACUUGGUGAGAGUGUUUAUAAGUACAUAAUCAACCAAUGUUGGGCAGCCCUCUCAUAGUCCAUCUCGCUGCCAUCCAUGCUGAUGUGGAUCAAAUUGUCCAGCGAGUCUUCUCCUAGCUUAUUAAAGUCAGUCGGCUUUGUCUGUCUGGUGGGGGACGACAUCGGCAGCCAGUGAGAUCGCUUAUAAUGAAUCGGAAACUUCUGACGUUUUCUUUCGAUGUUUUUAUUGGACGGUUUGAACGCGUGAUCUUGACGUAGCCAACGAUUAGCUUGUUUACAUCAUACCACGCGGACAUGUUACUUUGACAGAAUCAACACAAACAUUGGGGAAAAAAGACGGCUUGUUUAACACCAAUAUCAAUCAAUAUGUAAAUGGAUCUGUUAUUUGCUCUCUGAUGUAUCUUGUUAGUUGUCGGUAGGAAACUUUAACGUAUCGGUAUAAAUCUAAGCGUAUCAGAUUUUAACUAAAGCGACUAAUGGCCCUUUUCCACUACGCUUUUUCAGCUCACUUCAGCCCGACACGGCUCGCGUUUCGACUACUUCAGAGCAGCACGACUCAGCUCGCUUCAGCCCGACUCAGCACCCAAAACUCGCACGGUUUUGGAGUGGGGCUGAAGCGAGCCAAACCGAGCCGAGUGAGGCUGGGGGCGUGAGCAGACACUCCCCUGUGCACUGAUUGGUGAGGAGGAGUGUCCUCACAUGCCCACACACGCCCUGCGAGCAUGCUGGGAUCUGUAAACCCGGAAGAAGAAUAAUUACGAGAAUUUCUGAAGCCUUAUGUGCCUCGCCUCAUCUAUGCGCUCUUGCCAGUAUCUGUUGGCGUUGUCGGUGACAACAAGCCACAGCACCAAGACCAGCAACACUAACGACUCCAUGUUUAUUGUUUACUAUCCGGGUCGUGAGACUACCGCUUAAAAGAUCACUGAUGUCACUGUUUGCGCCGCCUAACGACAUCACGUGACGUACACCCACUUUCGCUAACUCCACCCAAUGUGUCCACCCACUUCCAGCCAGCACGGUUCAGCGCGGUUGUAGUCGAAAUGCAGCCCCACUCAGCUUGACUCAGCCCAACUCAGCCACGUUGGUAGUGGAAAAGCGGUAUAAGCGUAUCGGUAGGCAGAGCAGAUAUGCUAAAACGCUUUGGGGAAAACCAUGAAUAAUAUUAAGUGGUAGAGAAGGCAAAACAAGGACCGGCGAUGAGGUUUAAAGGCCAAUUUAUGCUGACAACGCAGUCCUCACAGAUGGCGUCUGCGAAGCCCCCCCCCUUCGCAGACGCUCUGCGCGCACCUCCCAAAAAUUGUGACUACCGCAGACAGCCUCGCAGACAAGAGGGCUCUGAUUGGUCCACUCUACAUCCGCUGUACACGCACUUGCGCUUCCCUACUUUCCCGGUUCGGUUUGUUUUCACGACCGGCAUUUUUAAAAACACGAGCGAAGAUGGAGCAGCACGAAGAGCGGUUGAUCGAGGAAGUGAGGAAGUACGUACAUCUAUACGACUCCAGUUCUAGUCAUUAUAAGUAACCGGAGGAUAAACACACCACUAACCACACCCACCAACUACUCCUAGCGACUUCGCGCCCCCUUGCGUUGUGGCGGUGAAUAACAUCGCGCACGCCUGUUACUCCCCGCUCAACGAUAAAUUACAACUGUCUGCGAAAAGCUAUCUGCGAAAGCCUUGUCGCAAGAGCAUGCAGAGGCCUUAACUCCUGCUUCAGUGAAUACAAAGUCACGUCUUAUCCAAAAUCUUUUUUUUUUUUUUUUUUGGUCGUGCUGGAGCGUUGGAUUCAGUACAGCGUUCAAACCAAAAUGAAAUGGACGGAGUGUUAUUGUUCAACUCCUCGCUGGUCCCUGAUAGUCUGUGGUGGUGGUGGUACGGUUGGUUUUAUCGUAUCUAAAACUGCUUUUGGUUUGCGCUGUAUCUCCUCUUGGACUUCUGAGGCAGGAAGACGUGUGAAUGACUGACUUGUCGGGUAGAAAACGGGAUUGAUUCGACCGACUUUAUUAUCAGGAACAGAUUCUUGGCUGCGAUUUUUCUCACUUCAGUCAAGGCGACCGCAGUUGGACGGUAGUACAGUUCCUGUCGCGGUCCAAGACUCGACCCAGCAUCAUGCGAAACCGUUUGCAGCAUCUUUACAGCUUCCCGGCCUUUAAUCUGGCCGUGUUUAGAAGGGAAACGCGAUACACACACACUCCUGUUUGAGCAAGUUUCUCAUUCCGCACUCAUUAAAAUCGAGUGCUUGCAGACCGCACUAGAUUUCCGUCAAUAACCUGUCAGGAUUGGAUCGAUCCUCUGAGCUUCUAAAGCAGGAAGGCUGGAAGGAGUUGCUGAGUUUCUUCUGUCUGAACCCGUCUGCGAGUCUUAGAAGUUGUCGAGCCGUCAUGUCACGCCAGUCGUGUUUGUUAGGGUUUUUCUUGCCGUGUUUUUUUUUUUUCUCUUCACUACACGCUGCACCAUGGAUUUGUCUCCCACGCACUAUCAGAGACUGCUCCAGACCAUCGGCGUGUUGGAGGCCCAGAGAACCCAGGCCAUCCUGGAUCUGGAGGCACUGGCUCGCCACCAGAAGCAGGCCCUGGCCAACCCCAUUGCCUUCGUGGACCAGCUUCAGAAACAGGUGGAGCUGGGCCUGCCCUGUCCUCAGAGAGUCGUCCAGCUCCCCGAAAUCGCAUGGGACCAAUACACCUCAGGCCGCAGUGACUUCGAAAGGGACUUUUGCGACAAGAAGCGCAAGACGAGGCGGUUGAAGUUAAUCUUCGACAAAGUGGGCUUACCGGCAAGACCAAAAAGUCCGACCGAUUCCAAGAAGGAGAGUGACGGAUCUGCUCUGUACUCGGCUCUGCCUUCCAGCGACGCCCCAGAACACGGCACGCUCGGAGCCAGGGCGCAGAUGAUCAGAGGGAGACCGUAUCACCAGAACAAACCAGAUACGUUUAACCAGCUGUGGACGGUGGAGGAGCAGAAAAAACUGGAGCAGCUGCUGCUCAAGUUCCCGCCCGAGGAGGUGGAGUCCAAGCGAUGGCAGAAGAUCGCGGACGAGCUGGGGAACAGGACGGCCAAACAGGUCGCCAGCCGGGUGCAAAAGUAUUUCAUUAAACUGACGAAGGCGGGAAUUCCGGUCCCAGGACGAACUCCAAACCUGUGCAUGUACAACAAAAAGACCUCGAGUAAGAGGCAGCACCACCUGAACAAGCACCUGUACCGGCCGUCCACCUUCCUCACGUCCUACGAGCCGCCCGUCUACAUGGAGGACGAGGACGAGCGCUCGAGUUUCGUCAGCAGUCUGCAGGACGGCACGGCUCACGAUUCGGAUGAAGAUGGCGUCCCGGUGGAGCUGAGGCACCUGCCAGAGUACAAAGAGCUGCAGGAGCUAAAAAGACUCAGGAAGCAGAAGAUCCACGAGCUCCAGAGCGAGAGCGUCCUCAUGCAGCACGUAGGCUACAAGUGUGAUGUCUGUGGCAUGGAGCCGAUCCAGGGUGUACGGUGGCACUGCCAGGAUUGCCCGCAGGACAGCGCCGUCGACUUCUGCGCCAACUGCGCCGACUGCGCGUUUAAGACGGACACGCACACGCCGGGUCACCGCCUGGAGCCGGUCCAGCAGGCCGAGAGCUUCCUGGACAGAGACUACUGCCUGCCCGCGAGCGCCGCCUACAACUACCUGGACCCCAAUUACUUCCCGGCCAACAGAUGACAGGAGCGAGGCAGGGCCGUCGGAACCCGGGGCCGGACUCGCUUGGUCCGCUCGGCAGCACAGGCAGAUCCGCUUCCAGCAGGAGGACCCUGAACCACCGCUCUGCUCGAGCUCACACGCCAUCUUCAACGCAACAGGGAGGGAGCAACGUCCCCAAUCGUCUCCACUCCGUUACCCAGCUGCUGUCAGGCCUCUCUCUCUGUGUGUGUGUGUGUGUGUGUGUGUGUGUGUGUGUGUGUGUAUGAGUGAGAGGGUGGAGAUGAAGAGGGACUCGGUGCUGACUUUCCAUUCACACCAGGUUUUUAACCAGGAGGAUUUGCUAACAAAUCAGACGUUCUUAAUUUACAGACCCUGAACACACUUUUACUAGAAGCUGCUUUUUGUUUGUUUGUGUGUGUUUGUUUUUUUUUUUCUCACCCCACCCCACCCCUACACGCCCAGACCUUACAUCAUGAUGGAUUUUUAUGUUGAAGCUCCAGCCCAUGAAGCACUACAGCACGGACGAGACCAGCCGAGAGACCCACUUGGUAGGUGUUAAGUGUACGGGGUGUCACUUUCUUUCUCUCAAUCCCUUCCUCCUUCACUUUUUCUCGGUGUGUGUGUGUGUACUGUCGUCGAUCAUGUGGAGUGUACGGUGAAAAUCUAGCCAGUGGUAGGUGCUGUGCCAUUAUUAUUAUUUUUUUUUUUUUAAAGCAUCCGGAUGAUUCCAUGUCACUUGUUUUAGGAAGACAAAAAGUGAAACGGUGAGAAACUCUGCUCAGUCAUCACAGUUUAUUAUUAUUAUUAUUAUUAUUAUUUUCCUCAUGAUCCAUGACAGAAGUGUAUUUUUAUUAAUCUAUUUAAACGGCAGUGAUGCCAGAAAAGAUGAUACGGAGGCGGUGCCUGUCGUCGCCGCCGUAGCGUUCCACCUGUUAUUUUAUACACACAAAUUUUGUUGUGCUUUCACGUAGACCAUUUUGUAUUGGAUUUAGUUUUGUUCCCCUUCUCUUCUCCUCUCUCUUUUUGCUCCCCUCCUCUCCCCUCCUUCAAUAUCAGUGUAUAACAGUCUGUUCUUAAAUAAUGUUCACAUGUUAGAGGAGAACAGUGGAAAUAAAAGUAUGUGAAAAGUCUUUCUACA